Messenger RNA from Penicillium macrosclerotiorum, 369 nucleotides. RefSeq names its product ubiquinol--cytochrome-c reductase subunit 7. Gene Ontology annotation, biological process: mitochondrial electron transport, ubiquinol to cytochrome c. The coding region runs from base 1 to 369 and encodes 122 amino acids. NCBI's taxonomy places the organism in Eukaryota, Fungi, Ascomycota, Eurotiomycetes, Eurotiales, Aspergillaceae. The record is from RefSeq and is a predicted model, not a curated record. The transcript is spliced from 4 exons.
AUGUCUGCUCCUUCGAUCGCCAACUACAUUGUCAAGCGCCCAUGGCUCAAGCGCUGGAUGACUCCGCUCGCUCAGUGGUACACUGAUGCCGCCGGCUACAGACGUCUAGGACUGAAGUUCGACGACCUAAUCCCCGAGGAGAGCGAGACCGUCCAGAAGGCCAUCAAGCGCCUGCCUGCCAAGGAGGCCUACGACCGCGUCUUCCGUAUCCGCCGGGCUUUCCAGUGCUCCAUCUCCCACACCCUCCUUCCCCCUGCUGAGCAGACCAAGCCCGAGGAGGAUGUUGAGUACCUGAGCCCGAUCAUCCGCGAGAUCGAGAAGGAGAACAAGGAGCGUGCAGACCUCGACAACCUCGUCGUCCGCAAGUAA